UCACAUAAGCAUGUGUUUACAAAUUUCGGUCGCGUAAUAUUUUUCGUUUCAGCCGGUUGUAGUUUUUCGGAGAAAAUGUUUCAAUUAUUCCGAAAAAGUACCUAUAACUUCACCGGAUUAAAGUUUCCACCGAUUGGUGCCUACAGUAGCAGCUGUACCACACUAGCUCAGCAGCUUCAGCUCGUUACGAUCGACCCUCAACGAGUUCCACGUUCGGUAUGGAUCGAAAACAUGGAUGAAGUGGUAGAGCGAAAGCUCGGAAUCCAGGAACUAAGCUGCGAGAUUUACGGAGCUACUCCACGGAUAGACAUCGUCCAUCAGAAUAUUGAAUGGCAGCGGAAGUAUCGGUAUGUUAGUUUCGCACAUUCGAAAACAAGAAACGAAGUACGUGGAGGCGGUCGGAAACCUUGGCCACAGAAAGGAUUGGGUAGGGCACGACAUGGUUCGAUUCGGUCUCCGCUGUGGCGAGGGGGAGGAAUUGCGCACGGUCCUCGUUCACCGACGACGCAUUUUUACAUGUUACCGUAUUUUAGUCGAGUUCUGGGACUGAUCUCGACACUAUCGAUUAAGUUGGCUCAGGACGAUUUGCACGUUGUGAUGGAUUUGGAAAUUCCCAGCGAUGAUCCACAGUUUCUGAAGGAUUUAGUUCAAGAACGGUUAUGGGGACCAUCGGUGCUGUUUAUUGACAGUAGCGAUAUUAUGCCGAGGAACAUCACCGCUGGAGCCGAUGCGAUUGAUCACAUCAAUCUAAUGCCGGUUUAUGGGCUGAACGUGUACUCUAUGCUGAAGCAUUGCACAUUGGUCCUGACUAAGAGCGCUGCUUUGGAGAUUGAGGAGAAGCUGAGUGAGCAGCUGCAUCGGAACGAUGCCAGGUCACUGAUGAAAAAGUUUGCCCUUGAUAGAUAAAUGUAUUAAUAGUAAAAAUAAAGUUUAUUAAAAUUGGAAUGUA
Messenger RNA from Topomyia yanbarensis, 949 nucleotides. It is a transcript of the gene mRpL4, whose product is annotated as large ribosomal subunit protein uL4m. Bases 76 to 906 code for a protein of 276 amino acids. NCBI's taxonomy places the organism in Eukaryota, Metazoa, Arthropoda, Insecta, Diptera, Culicidae. Gene Ontology annotation, biological process: translation. Gene Ontology annotation, cellular component: ribosome. The record is from RefSeq and is a predicted model, not a curated record. The transcript has a single exon. Gene Ontology annotation, molecular function: structural constituent of ribosome.